Linderina pennispora is the source of this 496-nucleotide messenger RNA. RefSeq lists its product as uncharacterized. The record is from RefSeq and is a predicted model, not a curated record. NCBI's taxonomy places the organism in Eukaryota, Fungi, Kickxellomycota, Kickxellomycetes, Kickxellales, Kickxellaceae. Bases 21 to 449 code for a protein of 142 amino acids. The transcript is spliced from 2 exons.
UGCGUAUAUUACAGCCAAUAAUGAUAUUCACUCGUCAGCAGCGAUUUCUGAGACUCUCGGAGACAGCGUACUUGACCGUUCAUAUUUACCUGCAGGAAGCUAACGUCGCAUGGUUCACUGAUGCCCUGUUCCAAGAGCUGCUGCAGGCAGUCAAGCCCAAACUCAAGCAGAAGGCCGCUGAACUCAGGGAGAACAAAAAUCCGGCUGCCAGCAUUUACAAAAAUAGCGCAUUGCAGGUCGCCUUUUACGUCGACAGGCUCGAGUCGUCUGGCCAUCUGCUGGUGCAGGAGCCCCUGGUCAAGUCAGAGUCGCCUGACGCCAGCCAGCACCUGUUCAGCUACCAGCCACUGCGCAGGACCGCCAAUGUGCUUGUUCUUGUGCCCGAGCCGUUCGACGCCAACAACCAAAUCGAGCUACCGAAGGUUCUAAACGUGCAAGUCGAGCCAUAGUAAUAGAUAUGUCAAGGUUACAAUUCUGAAAAUAUGCAAUAGCGGGG